CAUAACUUAAAACAAAGUGAGGCGUCAGCAACUAAGAUACACGUUAUCUGAGUACGGCGUGUUGGUCGUGCCUCCUUGUAUCCCAGCAUCCUUUGCGGAACGACCUUUUUCCGGUGGAGACAAAACAAGCAGGAUCUCAAGCCCCCCCAUUUGACCUCUAAAGCACAUAGACAUGGCCGAGACCGUGGACGAGAAGAUUAAAAACUACAGGACGGCUCCUUUUGACGCCAGAUUCCCCAACACGAACCAGACCCGCAACUGUUUCCAGAACUACCUGGAUUUCCACAGAUGCAACAAGGCCCUGACAGCCAAAGGCCAGGAUGUGACUCCGUGUCAGUGGUACCAGAGGGUUUACAAGAGCCUCUGCCCAAUGGGCUGGGUGGCUAAAUGGGACGAGCAGAUAGAAAAUGGAAAUUUCCCCGGAAAGAUCUGAAGUCCCCAGCUGUUCCCAGUCACGGUGUUGUGUUGCUCCAAACGUUACCUCUGUAGUGUGCCUGAAGACAUCUCCAACACAUCUAUCACUUUAUCGGCAUAAUUUGUCAUCGGUGCCACUAACCCUAAACUGUAAACACGCACAGCUUUUACCAUGAAGAAGUUUGGUUUGUUUCCUCCUGCCGUUUUGAUCUGUAAUGUCGCAUUAUUCAUUCAAUAAAUACAGUGUAGCGUAAUGAACGUGUUCUUUGUUAUGGAGUUUAAGAAAAGGGUUGUGUAGGUGUAACUUUCGGCAAGGCACUGUAAACUCCUGAAAUCAGCAACACAUCCAGCUGGAGAUCCAAGCACCCGAGUCCGCGUUUCUGUUCUGGAGGAAAUGUUAUGGCUUUUUGUUGCCUCUGUAGUUUUUGCUCUUACCCAGGUUGGCGUGUUUCAUCACACUAUGACUGAAAAAAUCAUGGGAACUCACAGUUUUUAAUAGGUCUACGUCAGACACCUUGUUAGCACGUGUAAUUUGAUCAGAUUCAGAUUGCAGUGUGUUCAAAACAUCUUCAAAAUUGAAAAUAAUAAAUGUUUCAACUCCUGUU
Messenger RNA from Fundulus heteroclitus (mummichog), 1019 nucleotides. RefSeq names its product cytochrome c oxidase subunit 6B1. Gene Ontology annotation, cellular component: respiratory chain complex IV; mitochondrion. The record is from RefSeq and is a predicted model, not a curated record. Lineage: Eukaryota; Metazoa; Chordata; Actinopteri; Cyprinodontiformes; Fundulidae. The coding region runs from base 173 to 433 and encodes 86 amino acids. The transcript has 4 exons.